Messenger RNA from Amoebophrya sp. A25, 3054 nucleotides. NCBI's taxonomy places the organism in Eukaryota, Dinophyceae, Syndiniales, Amoebophryaceae. The record is from the annotation of a GenBank genome assembly.
GAUCAAUCCAGCACAGACUUGCUCACAGUCUGUAAUUGAUCAAGAAGAAAAAUGCACAGAUCUUCACAGUCCACGAUCUUCGAUCUACUCCCAAAAUCACAAAUGAUCCAGAUGAAUUCUGAGAUCUUUCACUCUCAAACGAAGAAGCACGCACGUUGAAACAAGAUCUCUCCCUUCUAGUUCUGCCUAUCAGUGAAAGAGAGAGACUUAGCUUCUGUGUUGAGCAUGCUCAAGGUGUUGAGAGACUUUAUAUUUCAAAACUUCAGUAGCAUGAAGAGGUCGUGGUGAAAGUUUUUAUAGGGUAGACUUGUUGUACUUGAUAACGACCUUUGCAAGAAUCAUCUAUCUUCCAACCAGGAGUUCUAAAGAGCGAAUCGUGAUUUUGCCAUGAAUAGACCGCCCUAACUCUAAUUUUUAUAUAAGCCCCUUAUUAGAGGACUCACUCGAUUAACAAUAUUUUCGACCAGACUUCCAACGCUACCACUACCUAACUGACCCAGCCCUUCAUUAUUUGUAAUCCCUUUGAGGAGCAAUUCUCUGACACGCUUGUCGUGGACAAUCACUCAUUUACCUAUCCUUAUUGUUGUCGAGGACGGAACCGGAACGCAUAUGCGCUGUUCUCGAUUUUGUGUGACGCACUACGUUUGCUUGAUUAUUGUCGUCAUUUAACGAUCUACUUCAGAUCAAUAUCCCGUGUUAAAAAGGUAAAAUUGGUUUUUUUGGUAUAUUUGAGCUCAAGCCUUAUCUUCUCGUACAUCCAUCGUACUCAGAUUGUUUUAUCCUACCUCCUAGAAACGAAUUCUCGAUUCGUUAGUGACCCCUUUUUACGCAAUUGAAAGAAAGAUGUACGGGUCGACAGAGGAUUCCAGUCUUGUCGGCAGAGAAGACGAAAGUUCUGGAAUGUCGUUGCAAGCCCUGCAGGCAAAUUUUAAGGCUGCUGAAGCAUCGUCGAGUACGUUUUCAGGAUUACCAACGGCCGCGGAGCGUCAUUCUCGGGAUUUAGAGGAGGGCAUUGAAUUGCAGCAGAAAGCCGGACGAGACGGCGCGGACCGCAGACACAACAUCUCCCAUUUCGAUGUGGACGGGCCGGAUAGAAUUUUUGGUGUGGUAGAAUGUAGCUUCGGAUGGCAAGUGCUCAUUGGCUGUCUCAUAACUGGCCUUCUUGUGCUGAUUAUUGUGUUUGGUGCCUCCAUGCGCGACUGGGCCACCGGUCGUCAUCAUUACUUUGGCCGCAGGAACUUUGUGAGUCGGUACUUGGCUGACGAACUUGGAAUCAUCCCUCAUGCAGGGUACGCGCGCAGUACCAUAGAAUGGGUCGAAGACGAAGUGAUGCACGACGUCGAUGAGUGGCGUAAAAUCCUGCAUUUGCAGCAGAGCAAAGAACAGAACGCCGCAACAACCGGAACAACACUCAGAGGUGGAGGACAACAUGGAAGUGCAACAGGAAUAGCACAUCCGCCAAUAGAGGAAAUCCAUCAGCAUCAAGGCUCCGAUGGAAGCAGUACGACGUCGCCAGCAGGAGGUUCAUCAACUGCGGCAGCGACGACGGCUCACCUCUCGCAGCGGUCGUUGGCCAAUCCCUUUUUCCCUCACUCUUGGUCGGAAGACAUGCCGUCUGACCUCGACUUCCGUAAGCGCAUGAAGAGCCGUGUGUUUGUGAAUCUGGAGAGCUACUCCAGCACAGCAGAAAUGGUCCUGCCGCCACGCGACUUGAACGUGCAUGGUUUCCGCGGCAUCUCGGUGGGGAAAUUCAAGGAGCCCGACAUGAAUGAUAAACAAAAACGCAACCGAAAGUUUCUGUACUUCACGCUAGAGCUCUGGAAUCAAGGCACCGAACCGUGGGAGAUGACGGAUCACAUCGCUCUGCGGGAUCUAGAUCGCAGUUUCUUUCGGCACGAAAUUUUGCAUGAGACGGAGCAAAAAGCGGAAGAGCGGCUCGAGGAGGAGCAAGGAGAGGAGCGUAACGACGCGCAGCUGCUCGACGAUAGUCGCGGUAUGAACUCGAUUCCGCAACACUUGCUGAUGAAGCGACGAGUUGGACAGUUCAAAAACGGUGAAGAUGUAGGCGACAAAAUGUAUGAGGAUCCGGAUGUGAUAGACGACGACGACAUCUGGGGAAAAAGCGUGAAGGAGCACCACCACGGCGUCUUUGGCAAGGACCUUUCCUUUACGCAUGGCGAGUUGGACGACUACGAUCCGAGCACGUCGGAUCACAAGUUGCAUUUGAUGCACGACUUAGGCAGGAUUGUUUCGAGAGAUCCAGAAAGCUUUUUCAGUCUCGUCGGCGUCGAAUAUACUUCUCAAGGAGGCAACGUCGUAGCGGAUGACCUGGCCACAUUCGGUAGCCCUGGAAUGAGUGGUAUUCAGAACCCGUUCACCGGGCAAAAAGAAGCUGGGAUCGCGGUCGACCAAAUGCUUCAUCCAGGCGAAGCGAUUAAAUGGAAGCUGCGUGUCAACUUUGCGGCAAAGGAUGCAAUGCAAAACGUGCGACGAAAAUUCGCGUUCUCCACAGUAGACUGGCUCGAAGACCCAAAGAACCAAGACUGCAGAGAAGACGACGACGGGAAGCGGUGGUGCACCGGCAGAAAACACCCGGUCUUGCGAAAUUUCGGCCCCGUCAUUGUCAUCGAAGCUCAGCCGGUCGGAGAAGAAUAGAAGUAACUCCCUAAGGAGAUGAUGCGUCGAGAAAAAUGUCUGGGUGAAGUAAUUAAUACAAGUUAAAUUUGCUUCAUGCUUUUAAGGCAUAAUUCUUGAUGAGGUUGUGCCAUUUUGGCUUGACUAGAUUUCUUAUCUCCACUCCAAUGGAGCUGUGAAAAUCGCAUACUCGUUGUAAGGUAACGUGACGGCGGCAAGAUCCUUUCUUCCCCAACAAUGGUCUCAGACCUCGAUCCCCUUCCUUCAUAAACGUCGAAUGACCACAUACGCAGAGUCUUCCUGAAAAAGACAACCUCGAGCCUUUCUGAGUGUUUAGAAGUCCCUCUUUCAUGGUGUUCGUACAUUUGAUGCCCGUUGAUCCUGAAAAAAUAGAGCAAAAACUCACAACCAAGCAAGGCC